Lolium perenne is the source of this 1425-nucleotide messenger RNA. RefSeq names its product WAT1-related protein At3g30340. The record is from RefSeq and is a predicted model, not a curated record. Gene Ontology annotation, cellular component: membrane. NCBI's taxonomy places the organism in Eukaryota, Viridiplantae, Streptophyta, Magnoliopsida, Poales, Poaceae. Gene Ontology annotation, molecular function: transmembrane transporter activity.
AUGUUGCAGGGCGUUCAUUGAGAGGCCAUAAAUAGCCUUGCCACAAGCUUGUCUGAUCCUAUCAAUUAUUAAGGACCUAAAUUAGCUAGUUAGCACCACAAUACUCAUAUAGCUAGUUGACUUGACAUUCUGUUGAGUCAUCUUGAUUACUUAUUGGUCAAGAGAGGAAGAUGGAUUUCAAGCCUAUGGUGACCAUGCUGGCGGUUGUUGUCGUGUUCGCGGUCAUGAACACGCUGACAAAGAUGGCCUUCAACGAAGGGAUGCACACCACCGUCCUCAUCGUCCUUCGCCAGCUCACCGCCACUCUCUUCCUCGCCCCGAUCGCCUACUUCAGAGAAAGGAAGACAAGACCAAAGCUGACGACCAAAAUCUUCGUCUACCUCUUCUUCAGUGCCUUGCUCGGUGCUUCACUGACGCAGUGGCUCUUCUUCCUGGGCCUCCGGUACACCACGGCUACCUUCGCCUGCGCCUUCAUCAACAUGACCCCCAUGUUCACCUUCCUCCUCGCGCUGCCCUUCAAGGUCGAGAGGCUCGACGUCUCCACUGGCUCCGGCGCCGCCAAGCUCACCGGCACUGCCGUGGGCCUCGCCGGGGCACUCGUGCUCGCGCUCUACCAGGGCCCCUCCCUGACUUCAUAUCAUUCCUCGGCAGCAGCAUCAGCAGGAGGCGGCGCGCGGAGGUGGGCGGUGGGGUCGGCGGCGCUGCUGGGCGGGUCGGCGAGCUGGUCUCUGUGGUUCAUCCUGCAGUCCAAGAUCGGCACCAAGUACCCUGCUCUCUACUCGGGCACGGCGUGGAUGUCCUUCCUGAGCUUCCUCCAGAUGGCGGCGAUCGGGAUCGCCACGGAGAAGAUGACGUUCCACGUGUGGGUCGUGGCCACCAGGCUCCAGGUCGUCACCGUGCUCUUCGUGGGAAUCGCGGGGUCCGGGCUGGGGUUCCUGGCCAUGUCCUGGUGCGUGGAGCGGCGAGGGCCCGUGUUCACCACGGCCUUCAUGCCGCUGGUCCAGAUCGUCGCCGCCGGGAUCAACGUCAUCGCGCUCCACGAGCAGCUCCACCUCGGCAGCGUGGUGGGGGCGGCGCUGGUGGUCGUGGGGCUCUACUUCGUGCUCUGGGGAAAGAGCAACGAGACGAGGACCAAGGAGCUUCGUCCACCGUCGGAUUCCAAGAUCGUGGUACAAGCAGAGCAUGCAGCAGGUACCGAGACGGUGUGACUUGUGAGGAGCAGCAUCACCAACAAGAAAGAAGAGCAAGUUCACGAAGAUGAAGAAAUCUAGUUCACCAUUUUCUCCCUUCUGUCUUUCAUGAGAAUCAAGUGGACUUCAGGUUUUUUUCUUGUAAAGGAGAAAGUGGACUUUAGAUAAGACAAAAGGUUGACUAUUUAUGGUUUCAGACCAAGUGACUUCGAGCAAUCGGACCUCAAGGCAUUAC